Messenger RNA from Penicillium canariense, 1605 nucleotides. RefSeq lists its product as uncharacterized. The transcript is spliced from 2 exons. The record is from RefSeq and is a predicted model, not a curated record. Lineage: Eukaryota; Fungi; Ascomycota; Eurotiomycetes; Eurotiales; Aspergillaceae. The coding region runs from base 1 to 1605 and encodes 534 amino acids.
AUGUCGCCCUCCGCGAUUCCCGAGGAGUUGCAGACGCAGUCGGAUCUGCAUCAGGAUCAGCUACAAGCAGUGGGCAAAGCUUUCGAUGCCCUGCUACUAACACUCUACCGGCUUACCCACAGACACAAUGACCUCAAGCAGUAUACAGAGGAGGCCUCGAAGCAGGACUUGAAUGCUGACAUGCACCUGGUUCUCCAGUACACGAACGUGACAAGAUUACUGUCGCCCCAAGAUAGACCUCAUGCGAUGGAGGUGCAGCAAAGGUUGCUGGAUCAACAGAAACAAUUGUGUCAGGGCCUUGUUCACAACAAGCCGCCAGUCGAAGAACAGUCGUUGAAUUCAAUGGAAAUAAUGAAGACGCUCGUUUCGCACCAAAAUGUAGACGAAAAUUCCAUGCGGGCCAUUCUGGACGGGGUCAAGGGGUACAAGGCCCUGCUCCGUUCCGAUGGCCUGUCCCCAAUAUCCUCCGCGAACUCGUGCCUCUUCGCACGCGGGCCCGAUCCCUCGGUGACCCUGGAGCAAGAUUUCACAACCAAUGGUACCCAGGGCAGUCUGCACUGCCCUUUCUCGAAACCCAAGUCGUCCCGUGCUGGCAGUGAUGCGCCGAACGGGAAGGAUGAUGGACCCAAGAUUCAAGUCGACUCUUGCGGACACAAUCAUCUGGAUCCUAUCAAGGCGGAACAAGAAGAACGGCGCUCCAGUACCACCCCGUCCGUCGGCCAAUCCUCCCAAGGGCGAUGUCCUGUAUCCCGAUGCCCCAUUCGGUACCUGGACAAACACUCACCGGAGGAGAUCGCUGAAUAUGUCGAACGACACAAGCACGAAAUCCCCCGGAGCCAUGCCAUCUGCGUGAAGCGAUACCAGAAGGACCCCCAGAAUAUGCGGCAGCUGGAUGCUAAGUACGGCGGUCUGAUUAAUAUGAUCAGUGGCCUCAGUGCGAAACAUCAGGCCUUCCUGCCCGGGUGCCAGGCCAACGGUGACGGCGAGGGCGGGUCCGACCCUUCCGCGUCUACAGAGCGAGUUGAGAAAUGGGCCGAGAACGUCGACCCCGAGACUCCAGGACCGUCCAACCACACCGAGAAUCGCGAGAGCCGUUUCGACCGUCCCCUUCGUGAAGUCCGGGUAGGCGAGUCCCCAAGCCGGCCUUGGGGCAUCCCCGUACCCAUCACUCAAGAACCCCCCGUUUCAGUACCAUUCUCCGGAUCGCCGUCUGAUCCGAUAGUCCCAGGCGCUCAUCCUGCCGACCCCUUCGCAAAGUCGCCUGGCGAUGCAUCAACUAAACCAGCCGGCCGGUGUCCAUUCGGACAUGAUGCCCCCAAGGCAGAACCUGCUCCUAGCCCUCCUGUCCCUGUCCCCGUCCCCGACUCCGACCCCGCCGCCCAACUCGGACCCCCUUGGUCCAACUGGGGCAAUGCUGUUAAUGCCGCCAUGGGCGAGACAGCUAACACAGGCGCUGGAAAGACCGAGGAUGCCACCAUGGAGACCGACACCAAGUCCCUUCCGACGCAUGUCACCUUCAACGGGCCUGUGUUCUUCGGAUAUUCCGCCGAGCAGACGGCCGGCCUGAUGCAGCAACUGGGGCAUUUGAACCUGGGAAAGUCCUAA